UCAGAGAUAAUAAAAAAUUCGGUGGUUACUGAAAAUUUACCUGGAACAACUAUAGGUUUUGAAGUGACGAAUGAUACAAGUUUCUCAGUAUUAAGUGAGAAAGUAUGUGAAAACACUCUGAAAGCAAUAAAAGAUAUGGGUUUUACAAAUAUGACAGAAAUACAAGCAAAAGCUAUUCCUCCUCUUUUAGAAGGCAGAGAUUUAGUUGGUGCUGCCAAAACUGGAUCUGGCAAAACUUUAGCAUUUCUAAUUCCUGCUGUUGAAUUAAUUUAUAAAUUAAAGUUUAUGCCACGUAAUGGUGCUGGAUGUAUUAUUAUGUCCCCCACAAGAGAACUAUCUAUGCAAACUUUUGGAGUCUUGAAAGAAUUGAUGAAAUAUCAUUAUCACACGUAUGGUCUGCUGAUGGGCGGUGCCAAUAGGCAAAUUGAAGCGCAAAAGCUUGCAAAAGGAAUUAAUAUUAUCGUAGCAACACCAGGACGAUUAUUAGAUCAUUUGCAAAACACACCGGAUUUCUUAUACAAGAAUCUCCAGUGUUUGAUUAUCGAUGAAGCCGACCGUAUUCUGGAUAUUGGUUAUGAAGAAGAGUUGAAGCAAAUUAUUAACAUCCUUCCUAAACGUCGGCAGACUAUGCUCUUCAGUGCGACACAAACACAAAAAGUAGCGACGAUAACAACAUUGGCUUUAAAAAAGGAGCCUAUAUAUGUAGGAGUCGAUGACGAUAAGGAAAUGGCGACUGUAGAGGGCUUACAACAAGGCUACGUAGUAUGUCCAAGCGAAAAAAGAUUUUUACUUUUAUUCACAUCUAAAAAAAACAAGCAGAAAAAAAUAAUGGUUUUCUUCAGUUCUUGCAUGUCCGUUAAAUAUCAUCACGAACUCUUGAACUAUAUCGAUUUACCAGUUCUGAGUAUUCAUGGUAAACAAAAACAGGCGAAAAGAACUACGACAUUCUAUCAGUUUUGUAAUGCUUCUUCCGGAAUUUUACUUUGCACUGAUGUGGCCGCGAGAGGUUUAGAUAUACCGGAUGUUGAUUGGAUCGUGCAGUAUGAUCCACCGGAUGAUCCAAAGGAAUAUAUCCAUCGUGUAGGUCGGACUGCUCGCGGAGAAGGUAGCAGUGGUCAUGCUUUAUUGAUAUUGCGACCGGAAGAACUUGGUUUUCUUCGUUAUCUCAAGAUAGCUCGUGUCCCCGUGAAUGAAUACGAGUUUUCUUGGAAUAAAAUCUCCGAUAUACAAUUAAAGCUUGAAAAGUUGAUUUCGAAAAAUUACUUUUUACACCAAUCAGCGAAAGAAGCAUUUAAGAAUUAUGUCAGAGCAUAUGAUUCUCAUCAUCUGAAACAAGUCUUUGAUAUAGAGACCUUAGACCUAGCAAAAGUCGCUAAAUCAUUUGGAUUCACUGUACCGCCAGCAGUAGAUUUGAAAGUGGGAAUCAGUAAAGCUUCACGACCACGAAAAAGGCUUGGUGGAGGCGGUUAUGGACAUUUCAAAAACAUAAAUGAUCCAAAUUCAGCAAAACAAAUGAAGCGCACGAAGACGUUUCGUCAAGUAGGCAAAUGUAAACAAGACAAUCGGCAAUUUAGCAGAUAAUUAUUAAUCAUUUAUUAUUGUGUAGCUUGUAAUAUUAAAUUAGAAAUGUAUGCGAUGUUAAAAAACUGUAAUUCACUUAGUUGUUAUUUAAUUCCUAUCUAUUAUUGAAAAUAAAUAAGUGAGGUAGUUUUUUUAAUA
Molecule: messenger RNA, 1719 nt
Organism: Pogonomyrmex barbatus (red harvester ant)
Lineage: Eukaryota; Metazoa; Arthropoda; Insecta; Hymenoptera; Formicidae
Product: putative ATP-dependent RNA helicase pitchoune
Molecular function (GO): RNA helicase activity; nucleic acid binding; ATP binding
Source: RefSeq, a predicted model, not a curated record